Molecule: messenger RNA, 1623 nt
Organism: Nicotiana attenuata
Lineage: Eukaryota; Viridiplantae; Streptophyta; Magnoliopsida; Solanales; Solanaceae
Exons: 5
Coding region: 1-1623 (540 amino acids)
Source: RefSeq, a predicted model, not a curated record
AUGUCUGAGAAUACACCCCACAAGUUGAUUGCCAGAGGUAUACCCACUAAACUUCUCAAUUUCGAUGGGCCCUCUUUCUCCUUGCAAAUCACUCAAGGUGAAUUCGACGCAGGUUUAGCCAAAGAUAUUGAUUUGGAGAAGAGAACAAAAGCUCGACAUGAUAAAGUCGAGAAAUCAAUGAAGGAGACAACACUUCCCAUUCGAAAAAAGAGGAAAAACCAUAUCUCUGAAGCUUCAUCUGUCAAGGGGAAGGAGGUUGAAGAAUUGAAAACCUCAGAUAAAGUUGAAGAAAAGGGAAUUAAGUUUUUUGUCAAACAGCAGCCAAAAUUUGCACCCCAUAUCAGUGUGUAUACUAACACUGAUAUAGUCUCCGAUAUAAAAGAGAACCUUACUCCUGUUCAGUACCAACAACUUGGUAAUACUUGCUUUGGAAAUUUUCUUCAAAUGAAGCGUUGUGAAGUCCAACAUCAACUCUUCAGAUGCUUCAUGGCUCUCCAGGUAGAAGGUACUCCUAACAAUGUAUUUGCAAUACACGUCAAUGGUACUUCAUUACAUUUCACAUUAAAGGAGUUUGCGCUUGUUACUGGGCUCAAAUGUGUUGGUAAUGAUGCUGAUUUUGAGUUUAGUGAAAAGGUUCCUAACCGGCUUAUUGAGACUUACUUUGGAGGUGCUAAUCUUGUCAAGAAGAAACAUUUGAUGAAAUGCUUUGCUGAGAAGAGCUGGGGUCCCGACAAUGAUGUUGAUGCCUUGAAGAUAUCUUUGUUGUAUUUCAUACACACCUUCAUUUUUUCAUCCGAGAAAAACAGUACAACCAUACCAAGGCUACAUUUUGACUUGGUAGAGAGUGGGCGCUAUUCUGAAUAUCAUUGGGGUUUAAAAGCAUUUGAGAUGUUGACAAAAUCGAUUAGCAAGAAGAUGGAUGCUGUGAAGAAGUAUUACAGGAUAGCUGGGAUGCCCAUAUCUAUGCAAGUGUGGUUUUAUGAGUGUUGUUCUUCUGUUGAUUCCAAAAUUGCACUCCGAGUUGAUGGCGUGGUCCUUAGAAUACUCAAUUGGAGAACCACCGGAAAUCAGCCAACUUUUUCUUAUCUGAUGAACGGCAUGUUCAAUGACACCGGAAACAUAAUUGUUUUCAAGGACAUCAGUCCAAGCGAUAUAGAGCUAGCCGUUAUUCAGAUUCCUCCUGUAGCCGCCGAUGUUGAGAACAGACCUACUCUUGCUCAUUCAGACAAAUCGGGAGAGGAUUCGGAUGACUUUUCUCCGACACCCGAUCUUCCAUGUAAGAAGAAACAUGUUGCAAUUGUUAGUCCAUCUUCAUCACCGCCCCAUAAAAAGCGUAAGGAACACGAAAGGCAUCAUAAUGAAACAGAAUAUCAUCCCAACAUUCCUCAUGUUUGUGUUUCCGAAAUUGGACAUAAAGUUUUGCAUGACCAUCAGCUGCCAGAAGGCCAAAAUGAUGAAGUUAUGGGAGAGUUCAAGUCUCUAACAACAUUGAUCAAUGAUAACUUCAAGGAGCUUUCAGACCAUAUUCAACAAAAUCAGCAAAAUGAACCCAUAGGGAGACGUGAUGAUGGCAUUCACACAGAUGUCAGAGAUAAUGUUGAGAUGUAUGUAGAUGUAUUCUGA